This is a messenger RNA of Saccoglossus kowalevskii, 5725 nucleotides long. Its product is annotated as ATP-dependent RNA helicase DDX3X. Gene Ontology annotation, molecular function: nucleic acid binding; ATP binding; RNA helicase activity. NCBI's taxonomy places the organism in Eukaryota, Metazoa, Hemichordata, Enteropneusta, Harrimaniidae. The record is from RefSeq and is a predicted model, not a curated record.
UGUACCAUUUUCAUUCUUUCUGACUGCGAAGUCUCAAAGUGUGUUCUGAAUUUCCUAAAUAUCUCCUAGUUAUGAGUAAUGGGGCCAAUCAACAUGGACAGAGUCUAGAUCAGCAGUUUGCAGGUCUAGACUUGAACUCUUCUUCUGUAGUGGAUACAAGAGGAAGAGGACAGGGUAGUCAACGUAGCAAGUAUAUUCCUCCUCAUUUACGUGGUAGUGGUGGACAUCAACCAGCUAAUAAUUACUCCGGUGGUGGUGGGGGUUACUACCAGCAACAGCAGCAACAACCACAGCAGGGUGUUAGAGACCCACAAGACCUGUACCGCAGAGGGAAUAGCGGUGGCAUUGGUGGUGCCUACACUGGCUAUGAUGGCUAUUUCUCUCCUGCCUUUGGAGGCCAGCCACAAGUCUACCCUAGAGGUGGCUACACUGGAGGCAAUGACUAUAUGAGGGGGCCUCCCCAGCCCCAGCCCCAGUAUAGUAAUUUUAAUCGCAGAGAGACUGACCGACCAGGAAGUGGGCGGUACAAUAACCAAGGUGGUUAUAAUAAUCGUGGUGGUUACAACGGCGGUUACAACGACCGCGGUGGCUAUAGCAGAGGUGGUUACAAUAAUCGUGACCGUGGUGGAUACAGUGGCCAGGGUGGCAAUACUUACAGCAAUAAUCGCUGGAGUCGUGAUGAACGUAUUGGAGGUGAACCACCAAAUGUGGAUCCACCUAGUUCAGAUGAUUGGACAAAACUACUGCCGAGGAAUGAAAGACUAGAGCGGGAACUGUUCAGUGGCACUAGCACUGGCAUCAAUUUUGAUAAAUAUGAGGAUAUUCCAGUGGAGGCUACUGGUGAAUCGAUCCCUGAACCGGUCUCUGAGUUCUCGGAUAUCGAUCUUGGAGAAAUUAUUCAAUCCAAUAUUAAGAAUAGUACAUAUGCACGUCCAACACCAGUUCAGAAGUAUGCCUUGCCUAUUAUCAGAUUAAAACGUGAUCUUAUGGCAUGUGCUCAAACAGGCUCUGGGAAGACAGCAGCAUUCCUCCUGCCUAUAUUAUCUCAAAUAUAUGAGAAUGGACCAGGUAAAAUACCAGAGGUAAUGAGUGAACCUGGUACCCAGUCCCGAUAUGCUCGUCGAAAACACUUCCCCUUGGGACUUGUUUUGGCACCAACUAGGGAACUUGCUUCUCAAAUUUAUGACGAAGCCCGAAAGUUCUCCUACCGAUCUCAUGUGCGUCCAUGUGUUGUGUAUGGAGGUGCUGAUGUGGGUGGUCAGAUGCGAGAAUUAGAUCGUGGUUGUCAUCUCUUGGUAGCUACUCCUGGACGUCUGGUGGACAUGAUGGAACGCGGAAAAAUUGGACUAGAUCAAAUAAAGUGGGUAGUCCUAGAUGAGGCUGAUAGAAUGCUCGAUAUGGGUUUUGAACCCCAGAUAAGACGCAUUGUGGAACAGGAUACCAUGCCAAAGACAGGGGAAAGACAGAUGCUUAUGUUCAGUGCUACAUUUCCCAAAGAAAUUCAGAUUCUAGCCCGUGAUUUUCUGGAUAAUUACAUAUUUUUGGCAGUUGGCCGUGUUGGAAGUACCAGUGUAAACAUUACACAAAAAGUAGUUUGGGUAGAUGAGAAUGACAAAAGGUCAUUCUUGUUGGAUCUUUUAUCUGCCACAGGUUCUGAUUCCCUGACACUGGUGUUUGUGGAAACUAAAAAAGGAGCCGACUCUUUAGAGGACUUCCUGUACCGAGAUGGUCAUCGUGCUACAAGUAUUCAUGGUGAUCGCUCGCAAAGAGAGCGCGAAGAAGCUCUACGUAGUUUCCGUACUGGACAAACUCCCAUUCUCGUUGCUACAGCUGUAGCAGCCCGUGGUCUGGAUAUUCCCAAUGUUAAACACGUUAUCAACUUUGACAUGCCCAGUGAUAUUGAAGAAUAUGUACAUCGUAUUGGUCGUACUGGUCGCGUCGGAAAUUUAGGUCUGGCAACUUCAUUCUUUAAUGACAAGAAUCGAAAUGUGGUACGUGACUUGUUGGAAUUGAUCAUGGAAACCAAACAGGAAGUGCCAUCCUGGCUAGAGUCAAUGGCAUAUGAAGCUAAACAAAGCGGUGGUGGUAGACGUGGUGCUCCACGUAACAGAUAUGGCAGUGGUGGAUUUGGUUCCCGUGAUUAUCGUCAAGGUAACCGUGGUCGUGGCAGUGGAACUCCAGUUUAUGGAAAUGCUGCCUUUACUGGAUAUCAGCAGUUUACUGGCAACAGUUAUGGUGGAAAUUACCAGCCUCAAGCAGCCCCAUCUACUGACUGGUGGGGAAGUUAAGCUUUUUGACAACUCCAUAGCCAGACAUUUUCAUUGUAUUUCUAAUUUUCUAGGUGUAUGUAGUGUUGAUAUUGUUAAAUAACCUUGUGUAGGGUUUUAUUCACUGCUAUCUUUGAGAACUGCCAACUUGAUAUGCAAUCAUUGUUGUCGUAUCCCCAAGGCAGUUGAUGAAAGUUGAAAACUUGAUGGCAAAAAUGAAAAAGUUGUAAUCCUAUAUUACAAACAUUCAACAUUUACUAAACGUUGAACUUUUAUUACUAAGUCUUAAAGCAUUAUUAUAGUUGCAGUGCUGAACAUUUCAGUAAUAAUUGAUGUUAAAAUUAUCUUAAUGACAUUUUACAGUGGUUUGAAGAGAUAUCACGUGUGGUUGGUUAUCUCAAAAUUCCAAGUUUUAACAAUUGAAAGAAAAUGAAGGUUGGUACUAUUGCCUUGGCAACCAAGUUAUGUUAUUUUUAUUGGGUUUAUAAUGUAAUUUAUAGUCGUAAAACAUUAUAGGAGAAAUUGACACUUGCUCUUUCCUCCAAUGUGUGCUGUGUAGAAACUAAGUUUUAAAAGGCAAAUAUAUAAACAGUUCACAGACUCGUUUUGUACGAUUUGUGAAUGAGUAUCAGACACAAGUCUCUAAGAUUAUUUGGAUUAGCAAUGAACUCAUUUUUCUAGUCUUUUGUUGUAGAAUUUGAGGAAGAAACUAAAAUCUGGUCAUAUUUUAACAGAAAUAUAUUUACCAGUAUAGGGGGGCAUUCAAAUCAGGACAUUUGCCGUGGCACAAUAUAACAAUUUUCCUAAAAGCUGGAAGUAUUUUGCUAGUAAGUUCUAGAGUUUCCUGAACUGUUUUAUUCCUGGAACCAUGUACAAACAUACUAAGCUAUUUUUGUAAAAGUCCAAUUUAACUGAUGAUUGAGUGCUCAAUAAUGUGGUGAUGUGUGAGGUUGAAAGGCUGUAUGUGGAUACUUGGUAAUAUUUUACGUAUUUUAUUGCUUUUUCUUUGUUGCCACAUUUGGCUUUUUGAGUACAUGUAGAUUUUAAAGUGUUUGGGGGAGGAAGAGAGGGUGUGUGAAUCAAAGAGUGAAAAACUUGGGGAAGUCUGGAUGGGGGAGUGUGUGGCCAUAUUAAUAGCUACAGUGUAGCUGAUCCAUACACUUCUGUUGCGCAGGAGUGGAUGGAAAAGCCACUGAAGAGGGGGCUUACACGUCUUGCAUAUCGCUGUGCAGGCAUAGAAAUCACAAACUGCUGAAUUUUAGAUUAUUCCAUGAGAAAACAACAAAAUACUUUAUUUUACAUCUAGAUUCUAAAUUUAAAAAGAAAUGUUUUCUAUGUAAAUAUUUGUACAUAUACAGGAAAACUGAACUUUGUCAUUUAUUGAAGUAAAACUUAUAGUUGAUUUAUUUUGUUAUAUCCUCGUAACUCCGUACAUCAAUCAGUGAAUGAGGAUACUUUUGGUGGUCAUGCCAAAAAUGACCCCCUUUAUGACUGCGCACAAACUGGAUGAAACCAUUUUGAUAUCAGUAUUUUGUUCUCUAUGCAUUUGUGAGUGUGCUCAUAGCACGGACACAACAUUUAUUGAUAUAUCAAGCCUCCUCUUUUGUUUUAUUCACAUCAUGUUUCUAUUGUCUAUUGUAUUAUGUACAUAGUGUAAAGCCAAAUUUACUAAUCUGAAGAUGAACAGGGUAUUGUUAGUAAUAAUGCCAAAUAAAGCAGAAAAGCAGCCACGUCUAUAUUAAAAAUUACACUUGCUGAGUGAAAAGAUUCAAAGUUUUGAAUAGAUUAAAACUUUGAUAUAAAAAAUGAGUAGAAUUACUGCUCAUAACUAGAAUUUUCAGAUUAUAUUAAGUAAAUUCCAAACUUUAGAUUUUUCGUCUGAGAGUUCUGCACGUUUGGUGUGAACUUACCAAGGUCUUUUCUGUUAUUAAAAGAGAAGGCAGAUCUGAAUAAUGCAGGAUUUUUCUAUUCAGCAACUUGAGUUGUGAAAGUGCUUUGCAAGAUAACAGAUUUCCGUGUUCAGUGUUAAAUACAAUCAAAUUACUUUUCUUAUUUUUUAAAAAAAAACAUUCCUCAGGCUUUGUACAUACUCUUAGGUAGAUGAUAGAAACAAGAGCUGUUUUUUUAAAAGUAUGAUCACACAAUUUUUUUUUUAGGACCGCUGGAAGAUUUCCUCAAGCCAAUAUUCGUUUCCAAAAAAAUCAAUGAGAAUAUUGUUGGUGCUAAUUUGAAAAGUAAACAUUCUUCACAUUCUACUAUGGUUUUUCUCUUUGAUAGUUCUAUGAUGGAAACUCCCUUGAAUUUUUAUAAAAGACUUGGACAGCUAUGUCCAACAUGUUGUUUUCACUCCCAAAAUAAAAUAGUAUCUUGCCUGCUUUAGAUCUGGUGAAUUUACCUUGUAUGGUAAAAUAGCUCUUUGCUCAGAUUCCUACUGGAUUUUAGAGCAUUGUAUUCGUAUCGCCUGCCAAUGAACUUGUCUCCUGGCACUGGGCUGAAAUAUUUUUGAGACAAAUUGGGGGAAAAACUGAAACUCGCUGCAAAACUAUAUUACAUUUUGAGUGCAAUGUUUUGGUCUCUGUUUUUGUAUCACUUUAACGACUUUGCAUUUUUACUUUAAUUGGGAAACUAGAUCUAAAGUACAAGAUAUAUGUGCUAGAGUUUUAAGAAGAAAAAAAACUUAAUAGAACUUCAUAAUUUAUUUGGUUAUUAUUUUUGACUUUUAAAGUGUUAUUUAUUCAUUCCCACUUUUUCGCGUGCAGUACUACUUUAUCACUAUAGGAAACUUGUUUCACCAGAAAACUAUUGCACACGGAAAUUCAAUCCUGUGUUGCAUGAUUUUUUUGUGUAAAUUAAUACUUCCAGGGAAAACGUGUACGUUACAAUGAGUGCAUGUAUUGUGCAUUACGUUCUACACAUCACAGACGGAGUGAGAGAGGUCUACCUGCUAUAUAUAUACACUGAUAGUGUGUCUUACUUUAGAACUUCAUCAUUACAUAGUUUCAUUGAAACACAAAUUUUGUAUUUUUGAGACUGUAAAAACAAAAAUUGUCUGGCUAUUUUAUGGUAUACUUUCACCCAAUGUUCUGUUAAUCUUUAGAAAUUCUUUACACAACACUACCCAGUUGCAAACUAUAUUUUGACAGCAUUGAUUAUAUGGGCAGAAGUAGACUGGAGUGCAGAAACCUGAUGGAGCGAUUAACUCUUCUAAUGUGGGAGUGAUCAGUCUGCUGUUAUUGCUAGUACUUAUUCAAUUACUUUAAAACCAGCUUUAUUUAGGGUGGUUAAAUAGUUUAUGUAUUUAAAAGAUUGUUUUAUUUGAUGUUCAUUCUGUGCUCUGGAGUUGCUUUGUAUUUGACAGCAGAGAUAUUGUAUGGGACAAUACCUAUUUCAAUCCCUAAUACUGUUUGAAUACUGACUUGUUUAAUUUCAUUAAAAUAUGAGGAUUUCUCUUUAUUGCA